AUGCUUGCUGCUAUUCUCCAUGAUGUCAAAGCAUACGAUCCGAGAGAUCACGGCCUCAACCAUUUAGCUAUACAUGGAGAUACUUUGUUUCCAGAUAGACAACCCUUUACAGGAGAAGUUGGAUACUGCGGGUCGAAUAGGACUAUUGACACACAAAAAUUCGGACGUUGUGGUGUGUUCAAAAAAUGUACACUCAAACGCGGGUUUACGGCCCAGGAAUAUUCGAUCGGCCAAUCGGAUGGAGACUUUGCCCAUGCCGCCUCCUUUGAGUAG
Botrytis fragariae is the source of this 273-nucleotide messenger RNA. RefSeq lists its product as uncharacterized. Bases 1 to 273 code for a protein of 90 amino acids. The transcript has 2 exons. The record is from RefSeq and is a predicted model, not a curated record. Lineage: Eukaryota; Fungi; Ascomycota; Leotiomycetes; Helotiales; Sclerotiniaceae.